Molecule: messenger RNA, 888 nt
Organism: Zingiber officinale
Lineage: Eukaryota; Viridiplantae; Streptophyta; Magnoliopsida; Zingiberales; Zingiberaceae
Product: putative MO25-like protein At5g47540
Exons: 10
Coding region: 1-888 (295 amino acids)
Biological process (GO): intracellular signal transduction
Molecular function (GO): protein serine/threonine kinase activator activity
Source: RefSeq, a predicted model, not a curated record
AUGAUAGAACUAUGCAAAAAUAUUAGGGAAUUGAAGUUUAUUCUUUAUGGCAACAAUGAAGCUGAGCCAGUUGCUGAUUCUUGUGCACAACUGACUCAAGAGUUCUUUAGAGAAAACACUCUACGUGUACUAAUUGUUUGUCUCCCAAAGUUGAACUUAGAAGUUCAAAAGGAUGCAACUCAAGUUGUAGCAAAUUUGCAAAGACAACAAGUCAAUUCACGAUUAAUUGCAGCAGAUUAUUUGGAAGCUAACAAGGAUCUUUUGGACCUUCUAAUUUCUGGAUAUGAGGACAUGGAUAAUGCUUUACACUAUGGAUUGAUGCUUAGAGAAUGCAUCCGACAUCAGUGUGUAGCAAGGUAUAUUCUAGAGUCUGAUCAAGUGAAUAAGUUCUUUGAUUAUAUUCAAAUUCCAAAUUUUGACAUAGCUGCAGAUGCCAUUAAAACUUUUAAGGAGCUAAUGACAAGGCAUAAAUCAACAGUUGCGGAGUAUCUUUCCAAAAAUUUUGACUGUUUUUUUACAGAAUUUAACUCAAGAUUGUUGUCAUCUCCUAAUUAUCUCACCAAAAGGGCAUCUGUCAAGCUUUUAGGUGACAUGUUACUGGACCGAUCAAAUUCUCGAACAAUGGUGCGCUAUGUUAGUUCAAAGGACAAUCUUAUAAUUCUGAUGAAUCUUCUCAGGGAAUCGAGCAAAAAUAUUCAGAAUGAAGCCUUUCACGUAUUCAAGUUAUUUGUUGCCAAUCAAAAUAAGCCACCUGAAAUUAUAACCAUACUGAUUGCAAACAAAAGAAAGCUUCUUCUCUUACUUGACAAUUUGAAGUUAGACAAAGAAGAUGAGCAAUUUGAAGCUGACAAGGCACAAGUCAUUGGAGAGAUAGCAACUCUUCACUAA